This is a messenger RNA of Triticum dicoccoides, 1606 nucleotides long. RefSeq names its product rust resistance kinase Lr10-like. Lineage: Eukaryota; Viridiplantae; Streptophyta; Magnoliopsida; Poales; Poaceae. The transcript is spliced from 3 exons. The record is from RefSeq and is a predicted model, not a curated record. Gene Ontology annotation, biological process: protein phosphorylation. The coding region runs from base 34 to 1377 and encodes 447 amino acids. Gene Ontology annotation, molecular function: protein kinase activity; ATP binding.
CAAUUCUGGUAUUUGGCAUCAGCUUCCGCAUACAUGUCUGAUGUUCCAUGGGACUGUGUGGCCGUUUCUAAAGACAUACCGAUACCCUUCACCUAUGAUAAACAUGGCAUAAAUUACGAUGAGUUCACCUUCAAUGAAAAAGCCAAUAGAGUCAUCAACAUUGGUGAAACAACAUUCAAAUGGUACAACAAUAACAUUACGGAUGCCUGCCAACAGUGUGAAUAUGAAGAUCGACACUGUGGAUUCAGCUCACGAACACAUCAAGCAUUCUGCCAGCAGCAAGGUACGCAUGUCAUCCUAGUUGCAGCAGCAUCUGUAACUGCAUUUGUAGUUCUUUCAUUGAUGGUGGCCACCGCGAUCUAUUUUUCCUUGAAAUCAAGGUACAAUGAAGAGAUAAAUAUGAAAGUCGAAAUGUUUCUCAAGGCAUAUGGCACAUCGAAACCCACAAGGUACACUUUCCUUGAAGUGAAGAAAAUAGCAAGACGGUUCAAGGAUAAACUGGGCCAGGGUGGAUUUGGAAGUGUAUACAAAGGCGAGCUACAAAAUGGAGUUCCUGUGGCAGUCAAGAUGCUAGAGAAUUCUACAGGAGAGGGGGAGGAAUUCAUCAAUGAAGUUGCAACCAUUGGACUAAUCCACCAUGCAAAUAUUGUCCACCUCUUGGGCUUUUGCUCCGAAGGAAUGAGGCGGGCUCUUAUUUACGAAUUCAUGCCUAACGAGUCACUGGAGAAAUACAUAUUCUCACAUAUGUCCGAUAUUUCUCGACAGCUCCUAGCACCCAACAAAAUGCUAGAUAUUGCUCUAGGCAUUGCCCGAGGAAUGGAAUACCUGCAUCAAGGGUGCAACCAGCGCAUUCUCCACUUUGACAUCAAGCCACACAACAUCUUGCUGGACUACAACUUCAAUCCGAAGAUCUCAGACUUUGGCCUUGCAAAGCUCUGUGCAAGGGACCAAAGCAUCGUUACCUUGACUGCAGCAAGAGGCACAAUGGGAUACAUCGCACCAGAGCUAUACUCCCGGAACUUUGGAGGAGUAUCAUACAAGUCUGAUGUAUACAGUUUUGGCAUGCUAGUGUUAGAAAUGGUGAGUGGAAGGAGGAACUCAGACCCAAGUGUUGGAAGCCAGAACGAUGUCUACCUCCCGGAGUGGAUCUAUGAGAAAGUAAUCACUGGGCAGGACUUGGUAGUUACUUUGGACAUGGCAGAGGAAAAGAAAGAAAAGGUGAGACAACUAGCCAUCGUGGCACUGUGGUGCAUCCAGUGGAACCCGAAGAACCGGCCAUCAAUGGCAAAGGUGAUACACAUGUUAACGGGGAGGUUGCAGAACCUACAGAUUCCCCCUAAGCCAUUUGUGUCGUCUGAAAAUCAUCCUGCAACAUAAAGCACGGAGAACAUGCUGCCAUGAUUUGGUACAUACUGUGUGUUGUACAGCAAUGCAUAGCACUAGGGUGCAGUGUAUUUUCAUCUUUCUGUUCUAUUAGCACCUGAUUGUAUGAAUAAUCGUCCGUCCCAUGUAAUAGUACUACUAGGUAUAUGCAAGAACAUAUGAGAAGCAGAUCGAACUUUAUUUGGACUGUAUAACAGUUAAAAAUGCAGUAGUUUGUUGCUUA